Mizuhopecten yessoensis (Yesso scallop) is the source of this 962-nucleotide messenger RNA. RefSeq lists its product as uncharacterized. Lineage: Eukaryota; Metazoa; Mollusca; Bivalvia; Pectinida; Pectinidae. The record is from RefSeq and is a predicted model, not a curated record. The coding region runs from base 23 to 925 and encodes 300 amino acids. The transcript has 2 exons.
GUUACUAUGGUGAUUUUCAAUCAUGCGGACAUGCACUGUCAUACGGAGGUUUCAUGGCUGCACCUGUAGGGGAGGAAACAGACACCAGAUGUACAAUAAAGUAUCAUGCAACAUGCAAGGUGCAAUGUUCUUACCAACCAUACAUAAAACUGUACAACACGAUAAUUGUGUGUCCUGUAUGUUCACGAUACUUGUGUGUCCUGUAUGUACACGAUACUUGUGUGUCCUGUAUGUAAACGAUACUUGUGUGUCCUGUAUGUUCACCAUACCUGUGUGUCAUGUACCUUCACGAUACUUGUGUGUCCUGUAUGUACACGAUACUUGUGUGUCCUGUAUGUUCACCAUACCUGUGUGUCAUGUACCUUCACAAUACUUGUGUGUUUACUGUCCUGUAUGUACACGAUACUUGUGUGUCCUGUAUGUUCACCAUACCUGUGUGUCAUGUACCUUCACAAUACUUGUGUGUUUACUGUCCUGUAUGUACACGAUACUUGUGUGUCCUGUAUGUUCACCAUACCUGUGUGUCAUGUACCUUCACAAUACUUGUGUGUUUACUGUCCUGUAUGUACACGAUACUUGUGUGUCCUGUAUGUUCACCAUACCUGUGUGUCAUGUACCUUCACAAUACUUGUGUGUUUACUGUCCUGUAUGUACACGAUACUUGUGUGUCCUGUAUGUUCACCAUACCUGUGUGUCAUAUACCUUCACGAUACUUGUGUGCCUAAUGUAUGUACUUGUCCCGUAUGUAAAUGAUACUUGUGUCCUGUGUCUAUGUGAUGUAUGUAUUAUGUACUCAUCUACAACAAUAGCUUACAGUGGAAGGUUGCUUAAAGCUCGACUUAUAAAGUUAAGGAUAUCAAAUUUCUCUCUGGCCUGCAUUCUUAUUUUGAACAAGAGGCCCAGAGGGCCUGUAUCGCUCACCUGAAUAUGUUUAAAAUAAUUGAUAUGAAGUAAAGAUAUAG